This is a messenger RNA of Rhizophagus irregularis DAOM 181602=DAOM 197198, 1612 nucleotides long. RefSeq lists its product as uncharacterized. NCBI's taxonomy places the organism in Eukaryota, Fungi, Glomeromycota, Glomeromycetes, Glomerales, Glomeraceae. Gene Ontology annotation, biological process: regulation of DNA-templated transcription; anatomical structure morphogenesis; cell differentiation. Gene Ontology annotation, molecular function: RNA polymerase II cis-regulatory region sequence-specific DNA binding; DNA-binding transcription factor activity, RNA polymerase II-specific. The record is from RefSeq and is a predicted model, not a curated record.
UUAUAACACUAGAAGGUUAUAUAAUAACAAGAAAAGAAAAAAAGAAAGAAAGAAAAUAAUAACACGUUUUUUUUAUUGACAUUUUGAAAAGUAAACGUUUUUUAUGCCGUUUUGAAAAAGUACAAAAAGAACACAUUUUUUGUUAACAUUUUGAGAAGAGUCAAACAAAGAAAAAAAAAAACCAAUAAUAAUAUAUAUAUAUAGUUUUUAUAUAUUUUCUUUUAAUAAUACACUUCUUUGAAAGAAACAGACAUUCUACCUCCUUAUUUAUCUAUCCUUCAAUAAUAUUUAUUAUUUAAAAUGUCUAACGAACAAGGAACUUACUCAGUUUUUGGCGUUAAUAACUCAACACUAAUUCCCUUUCCCGAUUUUUAUGAUACUAUGUACUUUGGUGGGGACUCCAAGACUUAUAGAGAACUCGUUUACACUUCAAGAAUCAAGGAUACUCUUAAUCUUACUAUUGAGGUUCUUACGAAUGACUCAAAAACGUCCAGACUUGCAUUAAGAAAUGAUAGAAAGAAGUCUAAAGGGGAACAAAUUGAAAUCCCAAGACCUCAAAACGCUUGGAUCAUUUAUCGUAGAGACAAAUAUGUAACUCCCGAAUUUGAAGGAAUAAAACCAUGUAUCGCCUCAAAAGCAAUAGGCGAAAGAUGGAAAACCGAAAGUAGCGAAGUUGUGGAAUAUUUUGUUGCACUUUCUAUGUUGGCAUUAGAAAAUCAUCAUAACAAAUAUGGGAAUUAUAAAUACAAACCUAAAUCAAAAGCCUCCAAAAAAUUCAAGAACCGUCAAAGACAACAACAUAAAAGGAAUACAUCUCCUGAAACUGAGGAAACAACAUUGAAUCAAGACUUGCCUCAAUUAGUUGUAAAUCCUCCAUCAUCAAUUAAAGAAUAUCCAACUCCGGUAUCAUCCAUUCAACUUUCUCCCGUUACUGAUUUCUCGGAACAAGCGAAUGAAAUUUCGUAUCUCAUGACCCCGGCAUCAUCAAAUCAUCAAUCGCCUGUAACUUCUCAAUAUGGUUCCUCGGAUAUCUUAACCCCGGAAUCAUUAAAUCAACAAACACCUAUAACUUCUGAAGAUAUUUUGUCGUCAAUGAUGUAUCCGCAAUUCUCCGAGAUAACACCCAUUUCAACAUACAACAAUAAUUCACGUGUGUUUUCCGAAGAUUUUUUGAAAUUUUUAUAUAGUGCUGAUAUCCUAGCUCUUCAACCUUCAACAUAUGUGACUUAUAAUACUGGUAUCCCAGAUAUGACCUUUAAUACUGAUAUCCCAGCAAUCCCGGCACCCGAUAUGACUCUUAAUGAUAUGACUUUUGUUCCAGCAACCCCAGCACCCGAUACUGAUAUCCCAGCAACCCUGGAAACCCUUACCAAAUUUAUUUUCACAAACAUGAACGAUCAAAAUAAAGAUUUUGAUCUUUAUCCAGAAAGUGAACGACAAAUACCUAAUAUUACUCCACCAGUAGCAGAACCGAUGACAACAAGCAUGCAAAACCAGAUUUUUCAAGAUAUUUUUCAAUACGACAGCAACGCUUUAUUCUCGAUCCAUGCAACACCUGUGGAACAUUACUACGACGGCUCAUCCUUUUAAUAAGCAAAAAUAAUUAUUACCA